Xylaria bambusicola is the source of this 1064-nucleotide messenger RNA. Its product is annotated as EAP30/Vps36 family-domain-containing protein. Gene Ontology annotation, cellular component: ESCRT II complex. Gene Ontology annotation, biological process: protein transport to vacuole involved in ubiquitin-dependent protein catabolic process via the multivesicular body sorting pathway. The record is from RefSeq and is a predicted model, not a curated record. The transcript is spliced from 2 exons. Bases 217 to 1002 code for a protein of 261 amino acids. NCBI's taxonomy places the organism in Eukaryota, Fungi, Ascomycota, Sordariomycetes, Xylariales, Xylariaceae.
AAUACAGGACGGGUCAGAGAGAUGUCUAAGCGAUAGGACGAACUCGAACUGCUCUUAUCUCCUCUGGUCCGUUGAGCAUUGCAACAUGUGAUUUAUGAUUUGAGAACGUCACAAGCAUCAGUGACGAACUGAGAAGACAGAGCCCUUGCCUGAAGCCCAUCCAAUCACCAAGAAUACCUAAAUCUACCACCCGCAGUUUACAAGGCCGUGAAAAGGAUGUCUCGCAAAGGCGUCGGUCUCGCGGCAUUCGACCGCUCACGGCUCACAUCCGCGCAAUUCGCCUCGCACGGGAACUCGCUCCGCAGCACCAACGCGCAGGCCCUCGAGACGCAACUCGCCGUGUUCCGCUCGCUACUACAGCAAUUUGCGCAGACGCACGCGCGCGACAUAAGAUCGAACCCGUCGUUCCGCGCCCAGUUCGCGCGCAUGUGCGCUGCUAUUGGCGUGGACCCGCUCGCCUCAUCCAACAACAGCGGCAGCGGCAGCGGCGGGGGCAGCAUUUGGGCGCAGCUGCUCGGCCGGAGCGUCAACGACUUCUACUUCGAGCUCGCCGUGCGCGUCGUCGAGGUCUGCGGAGCCACGCGCGGCGAGAAUGGCGGCUUGAUUGGGGUGCGCGAGCUCAGGGACAGGGUCAUGAAGGGGCGGAUGGAGGGCGCGCCUGAGGUCACUGAGGAUGAUGUGCUACGGGCCGUUGCUACGCUGAAGCCCCUCGGCUCUAGCUACUCCGUUAUCAAAGUCGGGAACAAGUCAUAUAUACGUUCGGUGCCCAAGGAGCUUAACACGGACCAAAGCUCGGUCCUCGAAGCUGCCCAGGUUUUGGGCUAUGUUAGCGUCUCCAUGCUCAUGGUAAACCUGCGCUGGACGCGAGCGCGAGCACAGACAGCAGUCGAAGAUCUUCUAGGCGAAGGGAUGCUCUGGGUUGACAAACAGGCCCAAGAAUGGGAGUACUGGAGUCCUGGAUUCAUCAUGGAUUCUUCCGACGGAUCUGGGACAAGCGGAUGAAAGCCGACACGGAAACAAGUCAUACUAAGUUCGCACAGAGAUCAUAUCAUACAGAUCAAGUC